Messenger RNA from Bathycoccus prasinos, 834 nucleotides. RefSeq lists its product with no specific name. The transcript has a single exon. Gene Ontology annotation, molecular function: small ribosomal subunit rRNA binding. The coding region runs from base 1 to 834 and encodes 277 amino acids. Gene Ontology annotation, cellular component: small-subunit processome; nucleolus. The record is from RefSeq and is a predicted model, not a curated record. Lineage: Eukaryota; Viridiplantae; Chlorophyta; Mamiellophyceae; Mamiellales; Bathycoccaceae.
AUGAGAGUCAAACGCAAAACUAAAGUCCGGAAAUACCUUCGAUACUACCGCACAGUCCACGGGUUCCGCGAACCGUACAAAAUUCUCCUCGACGGAAACUUCGUCUCCGCGUGCGUCGCGCGGAAACUAGACGAUUCCGCCGCGCAUCACGUGACCAAAUUCUUAUCCGCGAACCCAUCGACGUGCAAAAUAUUCACCACGCGAGCGGUGAGGAAAGAGUUGGAGACCAUGAAAGGCGAGGACUUCGCGGAAGCCGCGAAUCAAACGCACAAGCUGUUGCUCGUGAAUGAAAACGAAAACCCCUCAGGAGGAGGAGGAGGAGGAGGAGGAAGAGAUGACGCGACGAUGAAGAAGAAUACGAAGAAAAACAACAGGAGCAGCGGGUACAUAGAGAACGUCAAAGAGAGCAUACUCGACGCGUGUAAAGAGGACAAUCGAGAACGAUUCAUCGUCUGCACGCAAGACGGAGCGCUGAAAAAGCAGUUACGAAAGGAAAGCGCGAAAGUACCGAUUAUUUUCUGCCACGUGAGCGGGUUACAGAUGGAACCGCCGGUGGACGCGGACAGUAAGAGCGGGUUUGCAGGACAGACGGAGAAAAACGAAGGCGUUUCGGAGAAAGAGAUGCGCGCGUUGUUGACGGAAAGAGAAGGAGGAGAAGAGGAAACGAGGAGCAUGUACGACGUGAAAACGAACGUUCGUUAUAAGAUGAAGAAGACGAAAGGACCGAACCCGCUGUCGAAUUUGAAGAAGAAAAAAAGAGGUGGGCCUGAUGGUCUGUCUGCGCCGGAUGUGUCCACGCCAGGAGGCGGGAAGAAGAAACGGAAAAGACGUUGA